AUGAUCACUAGAGGGAAGACCGGUGUCUUCAAGCCAAAGGCCUGGAUUGCUGAGCUUGUCACUGACCUUACUCAAACUAAACCAUACACUGUCUCUCAAGCCCUGUCAGUUCCACAAUGGAGAGCAGCGAUGGUUGAAGAACUUGCAGCCCUGCAGCGCACAAACACUUGGACAUUAGUCCCACAUACCUCUGCUACCACUAUUGUUGGAUGCAAAUGGGUUUACUGUUUAAAACGUGAUGCACAAGGGUCUAUUCAGCGGUACAAACCACGCCUUGUUGCCAAAGGUUCUCACCAGAACCCUGGAUUUGAUUACUUCGACACUUUCAGCUCUGUUGUCAAGGCCUCUACUAUCAGAAUUAUCCUCACACUGGUAGUAUCAAAUCGUUGA
This is a messenger RNA of Benincasa hispida (wax gourd), 390 nucleotides long. The record is from RefSeq and is a predicted model, not a curated record. Lineage: Eukaryota; Viridiplantae; Streptophyta; Magnoliopsida; Cucurbitales; Cucurbitaceae.